AUGUUGUCUGGCGGGGCUCUUCCUCAAACACUGGGUUCCAUCACUGCUACCAAAAUCAAGGAACUCUCGAAACAACGAACACUGUUCGAGAAGCGAAGAGCAGAGAUUGUACAAGCUGCCGAGGAUGCCCCCAGUCUACGAUCAAAGGCCCAAGUCCUCCUGGAAGGUGUAACCAAGCUAAAGGGAUUCCCUAAUGAUGCACUUGACCAGGAGGACCUAGAUACGGACGACUCAUCUAAUGAGGAAUCUGCCGUUGUAGAUCAGACUGAGCGCGCUACUCACGCUAAUAUUCGUCGCUUUCUUCUGCAAAGCAAGUAUGAUCCUUCUGUCUCAGACCGCAGCCUGAAAGGUUGGAUUGCCCAGCUCGAAAAGGAGCUCAGUUACCUUGAGCUAAGGCAUAAGCAUGCCGACUUCUAUAGCGAGCUGGUCACGGAAUGGCUGCGUGACUUCGAAGAGGUGGCUGCUUCUGGCUCCGCAACGGACGAGGACGGGUCGCAAGAAAUGGCUUUCGAAAAUAUUGGUCGGUCAGAAAUGCACGAACAGCGAGCCACAUGGGAGUCCCUGGUCUUCACAGAGGCAGAUGUAGAUGGGGCUGCCAUCAAAGCCUACCUUGACAGUCUAUUCAAAGCAACAACGCCCUCACAGCAAGCAUUGAAGCAAUUGCGGGAGGCAGUCAGGACAUUCGGAAAUGACUUUGCUUCGAAGAAAUCUUGGCUUGAGGUCAGCGACCUCAAGUGGGUUUCAGAUUCAUUGCUGAAGUCCGAUUUGCUCACCAAAGAAAAGAUGGCCGUUCUGAAGGAGUUCAUGCGCAACCCGGCAGUCGCCCAGGAGGUCGCGGAUGUUCUCAAUAUGCGCCUUGCCUCUCUUGACAACUGGAGCUGGCCCGCAGAGGGUAUCCCGGUAGAAAUGCGCCGCCAGCUGAAUGGUAAAUACCGGGUAUUCAUGGACGAAGACCUGCUGGAUGGUCUUAUGCUCGAAUACCUGGGGUUGAAAUGGUCAGUGACAUUUCAAUCUGCCUUCACCUCGUUUCUCAACACGCCAGCUUGGAAGUUUCUUCGCGAACAAAUUUCCAGGCGCGAAAUGUCUCGUCGUUCUCGAUUCACGGGGACAAAUGCCAAAGGCUUUGGUACAACGAGUGUCAACGACCACCGGAAGGAGACUUACAAACAAGAUUACUUUAUGAGCCUCCUACCUUCCUCGGUGGAUGCGAACAUGAACCCAUAUGGCGAGGACACGGAGCUUGAUAACGCAAAGAAGAACCCACUGGAAACGAAGCACUCGCUGCUACAUCUUCUGAUUACCGAAUCUCUCCUAUAUACCUCGUUGCACGGCCGAUUCACUGCUAUUAGAUCUGAUUUCAAGUGGUUUGGGCCCUCUCUCUCGCAUACUACAAUACUGGUUGUAUUGGAGUACUUUGGCGUUCCGCAACUCUGGCUUGACUUUUUCCACAAAUUUUUGAGAACUCCAGUAACACGGGCUUAUCUAUAUCGGCUGCAUGAUGACUUCUGGUUCUGGGGUCACGAAGAGACUUGUGUCAAAGCCUGGGCUACAAUGGAAGAAUUUACCAAGGUCAUGGGCUUAGAGAUAAACGAGGAGAAAACGGGAACGGUGCGCCUGAAGGGCAAAGACGUGGAAGAUCAACAAAGUCGACCUAGUGGCUCCCAGGAGAAGGAAGAGUCGGAUCCCCUGCCUGGAGGAGAUAUCCGCUGGGGAUUCCUGAAGCUGGAUCCUUCAGAAGGUCGGUUUGUCAUCGAUCAAGAACAGGUCGACAGCCACAUUGCGGAACUACAGCGCCAGCUCUCAUCCUGCAAGAGUGUCUUCUCAUGGGUCCAGGCAUGGAACAGUUACUUUGGGCGGUUUUUCGCUAACAACUUUGCGAAACCAGCCAUGUGCUUUGGGAGAAGCCAUAUAGAUAUGGCCAUAUCUACACUGAGUCGUAUUGAACGCACUUUGUUUCCCGAAACCUCCAGUGGAGUAACCGACUAUCUGCGCCACGUGAUCGCAGAUCGAUUUGGUGUUGAGGACCUCCCAGAAGGGUUUUUCUACUUUCCUGUAGAAUUCGGCGGGCUGGAGCUCCUGAACCCUUAUAUACCUUUCCUCGCCAUGCGCGAGAAUAUUAAAGCAACACCUAAGGGUCGGCUGCAUAAGGCCUUUGUGCAAUACGAGGUGGAAUACCACGAUUGCAAGCGGCGAUUUGACGAAGGGACUUCUGCUGAGCCAUCUACUUCGCUGAGAACUGAAGUUGACGACGACUUGGCUGACAUGACUCUGGAGGAAUACACCCGGUACUCGGAAACCUAUAGCCGCCCACUUUUGGAGGCAUACACGGAAUUGAUCCGUGUUCCUAAGGAGAUCAGCAUCAGCCUGACCCCAGAAUUGCAUCGAAACCAGAUGUCUCUGGACGAGAGCGUUACCAAGGAUACCAGUGGCCGCAAGGCGAUCUCGGACAUGUGGUAUAGCAUGUCAGCAUAUUGGCAGUGGACGGCAGAGUUGUAUCAGGAAGAGAUGGUAAAGACUUACGGGAAUUUAGCAGCUGUGAAUAGGGAGUCUAUGCCUGUGGGGGUGGUCAAGACGCUGAAGGAAGGCAAACUCAGAUGGCAGAGCUGA
Molecule: messenger RNA, 2607 nt
Organism: Aspergillus welwitschiae
Lineage: Eukaryota; Fungi; Ascomycota; Eurotiomycetes; Eurotiales; Aspergillaceae
Exons: 2
Coding region: 1-2607 (868 amino acids)
Source: RefSeq, a predicted model, not a curated record